Cuscuta europaea is the source of this 1993-nucleotide messenger RNA. The record is from the annotation of a GenBank genome assembly. NCBI's taxonomy places the organism in Eukaryota, Viridiplantae, Streptophyta, Magnoliopsida, Solanales, Convolvulaceae.
AGAUAAAAGCGAGCUGCUGCCACCGUACGGCUUACGCUGCCGUGUGUCCGACACAAAAUCGUGGCCGGGGUCGCACAGACUUCUAAAUUCACAAAUCUGAACGGGGGCUCCAACGUUCCAUAGUUCACUUGUGCUUAUGCUUUAUUCGUCUCUUUAGUCAGACUUUCAACUUUGAAGCUCUCAUCAACUGAACUUCGUCAGUUUCAGUCUACUCAAGUAUCUACUUCAGAAGGUUUAAGGGUAGAGGGUGUACCAUACCCUACUGCAAUACGUGCAAGCAUGGAUUGUUAUUAGGACUUGAGUGAAUAUCGGUAGGUGAUCUAGUCAUCUAACCGUAAGUAGAUGACGCUGAGGUUGUUUGCAGCUUCAUUGUCUGCAAUUCAAAAACUAAAUCAGUAACUCUUUGCCAAGAUGUCUGCACCAACCCGCAGCUCAAGUGUGAGGAGACCCGCUGAAACUAUGAGACUUCUACUCACAACUUUAGUUGGGAUUGUAUUUGGUUUCUUCUUAGGUGUUUCCUUCCCCGCCCUCUCGUUGACAAAAAAUAACGUACUAUCAAGUCUCUUCCCUUCCAUUAACCAUACUUAUGUUGAGGACAAGAACUCCGGUCUCUCAACUCAAACACUGUUAAAUGUCUUGUCUUCCCUGAAGGGUAGCAGGGGUGGCUCACCUAAACACAGUACUCCAGAGAUUUGGGUUCCAUCAAACCCUCGAGGAGCUGAGAGGUUACCCCCUGGCAUUGUUACUGCAGAGUCUGAUCUUUACUUUCGAAGAUUGUGGGGCUUACCCAGUGAGGACUUAAUCACCAAGACAAAAUAUCUUGUUACAUUCACAGUUGGAUAUGACCAGAAGAAUAACAUUGACGCUGCAGUGAAAAAGUUCUCAGGAAACUUUACCAUUAUGCUCUUUCACUAUGAUGGACGGACUAGUGAGUGGGAUGAAUUUGAGUGGUCAAAACAGGCUAUCCAUGUCAGCGCUUUGAAGCAAACUAAAUGGUGGUAUGCAAAGCGCUUUUUGCAUCCCGACAUUAUAGCACCAUAUGACUAUAUAUUUAUUUGGGAUGAGGAUUUGGGGCUUGAGAAUUUCAAUGCAGAGGAGUAUAUAAAAUUGGUGAGGAAACACAGUUUAGAAAUUUCACAGCCCGGUCUGGCACCAGACAGCGGGUUAACUUGGCAGAUGACGAAGAGGCGGGAUGACACUGAAGUUCACAAAGAAACGGAGGAAAGACCUGGUUGGUGUUCUGAUCCACAUCUCCCACCAUGUGCUGCGUUUGUUGAAAUCAUGGCACCUGUAUUUUCUAGGGAUGCUUGGCGUUGUGUAUGGUAUAUGAUACAGAAUGAUCUGGUUCAUGGAUGGGGUCUUGAUUUUUCUCUUAGAAAAUGUGUGGAGCCUGCACAUGAAAAGAUAGGAGUUGUAGAUGCACAGUGGAUUGUGCACCAAACUGUUCCUUCUCUUGGGAAUCAGGGUCAAUCAGAGAACGGCAGGGCCCCAUGGGAAGGGGUGAGAGAGAGGUGCAGAAGAGAAUGGGCAAUGUUUCAAGAUCGGUUGACUGCUGCUGAGAAGGCCUAUUUUGAGGCAUUGGGAUCCGGUUCACGUAACUCCACUUCUCUUUAAUAACACAAACUUCUAUCUACAUCACAAAGGAUGCACAGAGCUAGCGCAACAAGCAAAUAUAUUAGGUGACUAGGUGAUGAGUCUCUGUAGGUUGAAAAGCUAAUAGUUGGCCGCACAUGGAGAUUCAAUCUAAUUUUGAUAGCAGCCCUUAUAGUUUCGUGUGUGAUAUGUAAUACGGAGUAGUCUUUAGAUCUUUUGUUGCCUACCUACUUCAUUUUCCUUGCUCAUGCUUUUUGCGUGAUUUACAGUUUUAUACUAAUAUAAUACAAUACAAUUGGAUUAGUCCAAACUCCAAACCAGCUAUUUGCUUGCCUAAAGUACCACAACUCAAAGGGCAUUGGCACUAGUGUCUAGUGGUCUCACUUGACCCAAUUGAUGA